GCUUUCAAUGACAGCGUGAGCCCCAGCAGCGGGUCUGGAGCCGUGCACAAGCAGGAGCGUUUCCACCUUCCCUCAGUAAACCAUGGCAUAUCAGCUGUACAGAAAUACCACCCUGGGGAACAGCCUUCAGGAGAGCCUGGAUGAGCUCAUACAGUCACAGCAAAUCACCCCUCAGCUUGCCCUGCAAGUGCUACUUCAGUUUGACAAGGCUAUAAAUUCAGCAUUGGCGCAGCGGGUCAGGAACAGAGUCAAUUUCAGGGGCUCCCUGAAUACAUACAGGUUCUGUGACAAUGUAUGGACAUUUGUACUGAACGAUGUUGAAUUUAGGGAGGUUACUGAACUCGUGAAAGUGGAUAAAGUGAAAAUUGUAGCAUGUGAUGGAAAAAAUACUGGUUCCAAUACUGCAGAAUGAAUAGAAAUGUGGUUUGUGUGCAACAUUUUCUGUUAAUAUGCAGCACUUUCAGGAGAGAAGCGUGGAAAAGGACUGUUCAUAAUUUAUUGUAGUGAUGCAGAUAUAAACCAAUCCAUCACAGAAUGGCAGCAGGAAGAGAUCUUUGUAGCAUUUCUUCAGUUCACCUUAUAGGGCAUGAAGAAAACAGUUACUUUUUUAAAUGACAAAACAAAUAUUGUUGUCCUUUUUUGUUCAAAGUAAUUUCUCUAAUAAAACUUUUUAUUUAAAAAAUU
Messenger RNA from Alligator sinensis (Chinese alligator), 684 nucleotides. RefSeq names its product general transcription factor IIA subunit 2 (gene GTF2A2). The coding region runs from base 83 to 412 and encodes 109 amino acids. Gene Ontology annotation, cellular component: transcription factor TFIIA complex. The transcript is spliced from 4 exons. Gene Ontology annotation, molecular function: RNA polymerase II general transcription initiation factor activity; TBP-class protein binding. NCBI's taxonomy places the organism in Eukaryota, Metazoa, Chordata, Crocodylia, Alligatoridae. The record is from RefSeq and is a predicted model, not a curated record. Gene Ontology annotation, biological process: transcription initiation at RNA polymerase II promoter; RNA polymerase II preinitiation complex assembly.